AUGAAUAUUGAUCCACCAAUAAUACCACCUCUUUUACCCCCACCCCCAAUACGAACAAGUCAUACUCGAGUACGGCACUAUCGUGAACGGUAUGGGGCUCAUCAAAACAAUCAACAAAACGACAACCCGGUUGGAACUGCAUACACCAGGGCGUAUCAAACUCAAGACAUGGUUCAAUCUCACUUUUUGGACGACUCGGACGAUACUGUAAAACCAAGCUUGGUUCAAAGGAAGCUCAAAUGGGUCAAGAAAAUCUGUCAUCUUGUCAAGAAUAAGACUAGCAAGGAAAAAUUAUGUGGGCCCAACAAUCAAUUAUACGGAACCAAUGACGGAUUACACGGAACCGAUGACGGAUUACACGGAACCAAUGACGGAUUACACGGAACCGAUGACGGAUUACACGGAACCAAUGACGGAUUACACGGAACCGAUGACGGAUUAUACGGAACCAAUAAUGGAAACAGCAGCUACAACAAUCAAACUACCAGAUCUGGUGGAAGAAUGGAAAGCGGCAUCAGCAAACGUAAUGGACACACCAAUGGAACUUGCACAUACAAUUAUUUGAACAUUUCAACAAAAUUCCUCAACAUCUGGGACACAAUACUACAGAACCUGAGGAAAAUGAAGAAACCUUUGUGCUUCCGCCAGCACUGGGUCUAUCAGAUAAUUCAACAGCAAUCAAAAAUCUACUGGAAAAAGUAA
Messenger RNA from Puccinia graminis f. sp. tritici CRL 75-36-700-3, 702 nucleotides. RefSeq lists its product as uncharacterized. NCBI's taxonomy places the organism in Eukaryota, Fungi, Basidiomycota, Pucciniomycetes, Pucciniales, Pucciniaceae. The record is from RefSeq and is a predicted model, not a curated record. Bases 1 to 702 code for a protein of 233 amino acids. The transcript has 3 exons.